Messenger RNA from Trypanosoma rangeli, 612 nucleotides. RefSeq lists its product as uncharacterized. NCBI's taxonomy places the organism in Eukaryota, Euglenozoa, Kinetoplastea, Trypanosomatida, Trypanosomatidae. The record is from RefSeq and is a predicted model, not a curated record. The coding region runs from base 1 to 612 and encodes 203 amino acids. The transcript has a single exon.
AUGCCUGAAAGCUCUCCCACAAGUGGCGUGAGCCUUGGCCUGUACUGGACACGGGCGAUUGUGGUGCUGCUGCUGGGGUUUGUAAUGUACUUGACAGUAACGUAUUGCUUUCAUGUCUACUACGACAGAGAGGCGGCGUUUCACGAUGCGUUGACGUGUUUUAUGGGUCUUCUAGAAGAAAAUAACAUUGUUUUUUGGUUGCAAAACGGCACUCUGCUAGGAUCCACGAGGCUUGGGAGGCUGGUGCUGUGGGACGCUGAUCUUGACAUUGGCUUUGUUAAGCCAGACAACAGUGACAAACUUUUGGUGAUGAUGCGGGAACUCGAUGAGCGUUGCUUUGGGGUUGUGUCCACGGUCCGCACAGGUGAGCGCAACCUGCUGAGGGUGUUCCAAAAAUGCACCAAACGAAUUUGCGCGGAGUUUCAUGAGACGAGCGUUAGUGACGGGGUUGUGGUUUCUGCUGAUGGCAUUUCACCCGCAACAGAGCUCUUUCCCCUGCAAUCAUGCACAGUGGCGAAUGUCUUCAGCUACUGCCCCCACAAUAUCUCGUAUUAUUUAAGGGAGGCGUAUGGAGGGGAUUGGCUAACGCGCUCAUUAACUGAACUGUUUUAG